Nannospalax galili (Upper Galilee mountains blind mole rat) is the source of this 4206-nucleotide messenger RNA. RefSeq names its product syntaxin 4 (gene Stx4). Lineage: Eukaryota; Metazoa; Chordata; Mammalia; Rodentia; Spalacidae. The transcript has 11 exons. Gene Ontology annotation, biological process: intracellular protein transport; exocytosis; vesicle fusion. Bases 3044 to 3937 code for a protein of 297 amino acids. The record is from RefSeq and is a predicted model, not a curated record. Gene Ontology annotation, cellular component: endomembrane system; SNARE complex; plasma membrane. Gene Ontology annotation, molecular function: SNARE binding; SNAP receptor activity.
UGCUGGGGACCCAUCAGUGAAUAAGGUGAAAAUCUUUGUGCACAUAGAGUUUAUAUUCUAGUAGUGUGCAAAAUAUGUAGCCCUAGAGAUCCCAGUGCAGUACAGGAAUUGGCAAGGCCACUAGCUUAGCACCUGGUGCACAGUGGGGCUCAGGAGAUGGAAGGGAAAGGAAGAUCCUGGGCCAGCAGCAGAGUGGAAUCCCAGUAGAGGGACUAGGACUGCUGAAAUCCUGAGUAGCAAUCACUAUCACCAUCCAACAGCCGCAAAGAACAGUAGCCCAGAGCAGGCGCUGCUCUGUUCUCAUAUCUCAUUUAACCCUUACAGCAACACGAGGAGUUUAGUGCUGUUGUUUUCAGUUUUCAGAUGGGAACUAAAGCAGAGAGAGGUUAAGUAGCCUCAUCAAGGUGAGUGAGCUGGGAUCCCAGCUCAGGCCAUCCGGCCCCAGUGUUGGUAGGAUUGGAUCUGCAAGUAGAGAGGGCAGCACAGGUUGCUAGGUCUCAGGAUCAUACACAACCUGAACUUCAGACAAAUUAGAAAGAACAUAUGCCCCUCCUAACACCCACACACCCAAGACCCACUAUACUCAAUACACACUUCAAGGCUACUAAGGGCCUAGGAGGAACAAGGGGGUCAGCUGUGGGGUGCGCCAUCCCCAGGGCUAGUCCAUCCCAAUGGUCUGUCUCCUCCAUAAUAUUACUCCACAAGGCUUUGAAUCAGCCCUCCUGGGACCUUAAGUCAUUGUCUCAAGGCCUGUGAUUCCACCCAGAAACCACAAAUAAAAUAAUGAAUAUUGUAAUCCUGAGAAGCUUUAACAGAGGCACUAACACUUCCACACUGCAGCUGGAGGCCAAGAAAGCAACUAUUCAAGAAGCAGGAGAUGAAACUGGAGGGUCCAGAGAAGAGAUGGGACCCACAGUAGCAGACGUUCGGAAAGGGGGAACCAUUACCAAUUUACAAGACCCUUCCACAUCCUUUCUAACCUUUCUUGGCAUAUUUAACAUUGUUCAAAUCUUACCUUAUACAAGGAAGAAACUGUCAGACCAUGUUGUCAAAGGGGGAAUUUGAAUCUCAGAGGGAAACAGGAAGUAUUCAAGAUCACACACAGGGCUAGGAGACAGGUGGCUGAGAGCCUUCCUCCCUAAUAAUAAUAGAGAAUGGGAGGAAGCAGGGGGCGGUGUAGGAGGCAAGCAGCAAAGAACUGGAGAGGCAGAUGCAAAUGUAGAAGACCCCACAGCAGACAGAUUCUUCCACUUUAUCUUCAGGGCAGGCAGAGCUGGGCCUCCUGAGAUGCAAACCAACAUUGCAUUCCCUCUGUGGGGUGAUCAGGGCCGCACUAUCCUCACUCCCUCAUUCCCAACCCCAGGCAAACUACAUUCGACUGCGUUCUGAAGGAUCGACACCCCCCACAGGAGGGAUCAGACAGCACUUGGCAGUUUCCAGUCGCCCACUCCUCUGCAGUCAUCUAUUGAAGACAUGGGAAAUCAAGGUCCAGAGACAAGAAGUGCCUCUCCAAAAUUCCAUAGCAACUCAAGCUCAGAAAUCUAAGCUUCCUGACCAGAACUUACUAGACAGGGACCUCUGCUUCAACCUUCUCUCUGGAGAUAUAAUAUUCAUUUUUUGGCUGUGCUGACACUCACUCAAGAAACUUGGGGGGGAUUUCGCCUGUACAACGUGAGUCUCACAAGUGCAGGGAUUUUUGUCUGUUGAUCCCCGAUGUAUCACCAGCCCCUAGAACAUUGUCUGCCCCAUAGAAUGUGCCAAUAUAUACAAAUCAAGUAAUUGUAUGCCCAGAGAGACAGGCACAGGAGAGAUACUGAAACCUUAUCUUUAGAUCCGGAAGCCACGGACUUUAUUUUCAAAUACAUGAAAAGCUAAAAAUCUGAUCAUGUCUUCUUAUCAGGGUCCACUUUGUGCCAGGAACUGAACUUGGUGUUGGGGACUUAGUGAAAGACAAACAUGUUCAGACUUCGGGUGUAAGGAAGGGGUGAGGCUGUAAGUGAUCCCCAGCGCAACAUAGUACAUUUUGCAGUCUGAGCAGCUCUAAAAUGGUCUCGCGGCUCAGGUGGCGCGCUCAGCAGGACUGCAAUGUUCCUGCGGGGCGCCGGCCGCCCACCUGUCAGAGGCUGUGCCAAGAGAAUGCAGGAGAAAAGCUUUCUACCUUGGCUGAGGUCAUUUCCCACCCCCAGAUUCUCUGCCUCCAAAACCCUGCAAUUCUCUGACGCUGUAGACUUGGAUCUCGCUAUCUUCUGACUUUCAAGGUCUCCUGAUGCUGACAGCCCCAAAUUUUAAGUCUUCAGCCUUCCCACGCCAGGGACCCAAAAGAAAAAACAAGCGAACUCUGCAAGGGCCGCAUUACCCACUCUUCAGCAGGCCUGAGGGUAGGAAGUGUCCCCUUCCCCAUCUCGCAGGAGCUGUGGAGACAUAGCUCAGGCUCUGGGGUGUUGGCGACGUCGGAAGACUCAAGUCCCAGGGAUGGCAUUGACAGCGCCGUAACACGUGACGGGCUGUCACAUUGUGCAGCGGGUGAAGACGGGGCCGGCCCGUCACGUGACGGAGGAGGGGGCGCCAUGGGGUGAUAUGAGAUGCGUGUCUCUUAGAUUACGUGGAAUGACGCAUUCCCACCCCUUUUGGCAACUAGAUUUCAUCAGUCCGAAGAGGAGACAUUCCGGUCCAGGGGGCAGGCUCUCGGAUCCAGACAGUUUGCUUCCGUUCCCUCGCGCACCAGCUUCCGACCUCCGCCCUCCCCUAGGGCGAGGAAGAGCCGAGACCUGGUGCGCAUGCUCCAACCAUCCCAGAGGGGCGGGACUGCGGCUAGGGAGCGGGAGGGGGGAAGACAAGGGAAUUCAACCUGUAGAACUUUGGGGGUCCGGGGAUCGACUCCUUCCCUUCCACUGUGGAUGCUGCAGGAGGCGGGGCCUGGCAGUUCCUGGGGGUGUUGGGGUUCGCGGGGGAGGUGUCCGUGUGAGAGGGGUACAGGACUUCCGAACUUAGAAUAUUGAGGCUCUCGGGGUUCAGGCUCCGGGGAGAGGGAGCUCGGGCCGCCAUGCGCGACAGGACCCACGAGCUGAGGCAGGGGGAUAACAGCUCGGACGAUGAGGACGAGGUUCGAGUCGCGCUGGUGGUGCACCCGGGUUCAGCUCGGCUGGGGAGCCCGGACGAUGAGUUCUUCCAGAAGGUCCAAACUAUUCGGCAGACUAUGGCCAAACUGGAGAAUAAAGUCCGGGAGUUGGAGAAACAGCAGGUCACCAUUCUGGCCACGCCCCUUCCCGAGGAGAGCAUGAAGCAGGACCUGCAGAACCUGCGUGAUGAGAUCAAACAGCUGGGGAGAGAAAUCCGGGCACAGCUGAAAGCCAUAGAGCCCCAGGAGGAAGCUGAUGAAAAUUAUAACUCAGUCAACACAAGAAUGAAGAAAACCCAGCAUGGGGUCCUGUCCCAGCAAUUCGUGGAGCUCAUCAACAAGUGCAACUCAAUGCAGUCUGAAUACCGAGAGAAGAAUGUGGAGCGCAUUCGGAGGCAGCUGAAGAUCACCAAUGCUGGAAUGGUGUCUGAUGAGGAGCUGGAGCAGAUGCUGGAUAGUGGGCAGAGCGAGGUGUUUGUGUCUAAUAUACUGAAGGACACACAGGUGACGCGACAGGCCCUAAAUGAGAUCUCAGCCCGACACAGUGAGAUCCAGCAGCUGGAGCGCAGUAUUCGUGAGCUUCAUGAGAUCUUCACUUUCCUGGCUACUGAGGUGGAGAUGCAGGAGGAGAUGAUCAACCGGAUUGAGAAGAAUAUCCAGAACUCAGCGGACUUUGUGGAACGUGGUCAGGAACAUGUCAAGAUAGCACUUGAGAACCAGAAGAAGGCGAGGAAGAAAAAAGUUAUGAUUGCCAUCUGUGUUUCUAUCAUUGUCCUCAUUUUGGCUGUCGUCAUUAUCAUCGCUACGGUAGUUGGAUAAUGCCACAUAUUUUUGGCACUGGGAGUAGCAGGGACCCAGGUCCUGACCUUCCCUCCCAACAGCUGUGGAGGCAGUCCACAGCCUCCAGCCAACCCUAUCCUCACACUGACCUCCAUGCAGAGGGGCAUAUAGCUCUUGGGGUCCUUCCCCUUCAAGCCACAAUGCCUGGGAGAGGGCCUGCAGUGUCCUUUUGGGCAGGAACACAUGGUUUUGUAAAAAAAAAAAAAUAUAUAUAUAUAUAAAUAAAUAAAAAGCUUUGGAGCCUCCUG